CUGCUCUCAACCACCUUCUCGCUGCUACAGCAAAGAUGGUACGCUCUGCCAUUGCUCAUUCAAUCCUGGCUCGGUGAUAGAUCUGGAUAAUGUCUCUAGCCGUCAUGGGAAAUCCGCAUGUCCAACUCGCGUAAGGUGCCCUACUACUACGACACCCAGAGCGGGCAGUCCGUAUGGGAUCCGCCUGAGGAGCUCACCCAGGAGCAGCUGCACGCGCUGCCCGGCGCGAAGCAGUAUUUACUCGGCGAGGGAGGCAAGCCUGCGCAGGUGCGCGCCAGUCAUCUGCUCGUGAAGCAUAGCGGGAGUCGGAGGCCCAGCAGCUGGAAGGAGCCCAAAAUUACGCGGUCGAAGGAAGAGGCCAUUGAAAUCCUGCAAGGCUACGCCGCAGAGAUCAGCGGCUCUACAGAGAAGUUUAAAGAGCUCGCCAGCGUACACUCAGACUGCUCUUCGCAUGCGAACAAUGGAGACCUCGGCUGGUUCGGGCCCGGACAAAUGCAAAAGCCGUUCCAGGAAGCUACGUACGCUCUGGAAGUAGGUCAGAUUAGCGACAUCGUGAGCACGGACAGCGGCGUCCACCUCAUCUUGAGGACGGGGUGAGAUAUCCGGAUACAACAGCCUCUAUCGGCAGGAUAGUGUCUGUUAUAGGCUUUGUAGGUUCUCGGAUGUAUAACAAGCAUAUCAAAGCGCGAGUUCAUUGUGACCUCAGAGGCAUCGCUAGGGCACAUGUACCUCAACGUCAUACUGCAUCGCCCUCAAUGCUCAGUAGCGACUGUUCAGAAUGCCUGUGUGGGUA
This is a messenger RNA of Rhodofomes roseus, 793 nucleotides long. Its product is annotated as rotamase-domain-containing protein. Lineage: Eukaryota; Fungi; Basidiomycota; Agaricomycetes; Polyporales; Fomitopsidaceae. Gene Ontology annotation, molecular function: peptidyl-prolyl cis-trans isomerase activity; protein binding. The record is from RefSeq and is a predicted model, not a curated record. Gene Ontology annotation, cellular component: cytosol; nucleus. The transcript has 4 exons. Bases 118 to 597 code for a protein of 159 amino acids.